AGAACCUUUAUCUAAGAGGUGGUUGAAUAUUUUUUUAGGAAGAAUAAGAUGCCUACUUAUGUCCAGCUGCUUAUCUCCUAGACAUAAAUGAUAUGCUGUUUAGAGUUAAUAAAAUAAACUGUUAUUCUUCUCACCAAGGUCGGGGAUCUAAUCCGGGUACAUUAGUUCUCUAUCGUAUUAAAUGUGUAACACGUUGGAACUUGAUUCUACUGUAUAUGACACUAUUGUUGUGUUUAUCUGAAAUGACUGAAGGUGUCAGUCAUAAUAUUUGCUAGACAUCCUUAUCUCCAAUCAGAUACCACUGCAUGUAUUUAUUUAUUUUUGUAUAGGGAGGAAAAAACAAAACCGUUCGCCCUGCUCUACACCAUAACUAACUGGUUUACAGCUGCAUCUUUAGCACAGUGUUCGCGCGUUCUCGUUCAUUCUGAAAGGCAUCUGCUCUGCGAAGCGCGUCCACGUGUGUACCCUGUGGGCGCGCUCUUUAUGACAGAGCAGAGAGAGAGAGGGAGGGGGGGAGCGCGCGAGCACCAGGAGGGGGGCCCAGCUGCAAAUUUUUAAAAAAAAAAAAAUCGAUGUAACAAUGGCAGCAUCAAGCACCUUGUGCUAGAUGGUGGAGAAAAGAAUAAAAGCAGCAGCAUAAAAUACAAAUUCGAGCUAAAAAAAAAAUACGCUAGUUUAACACGAAGCAAUUGCAUGCACAGAUGAAAUGGUACAACUCCUUGUUUGUUUCAUGGAACAACAAGAAUGCUGUAAAAUAAAAUGGAGCUGUAGUACUGGGGGGAAAAAAAGCCCGUCUCCAUCACUGAGAGGCGCGUCCACCUGCUGAUAUUGGAGGGUUCUAGGCAGAAACCAUGGAGAAGCGGCUGCACUGAGGGGAGAGACAUACGGUAUUCCCUAAUACUAGGAGGUGGGCAAUCCGGGUGACAGAAAAAGGACGCAGUUUAGGUGCGUUCGGAGGUUGGAUAGAGGUAAUGAUGCAUGGAAGGAGAGACAGAACCAGGCAAAAUUAAUGGAUGUUCUACACGAUAACAGCUCCUCUGCACAGGAACGAAGCCCGGCUCAGGUUAAUGGGGAAAAUGAAGAUGGAUCACAUGACCAGAGGGAUGAUGUGAAGCCGUGUGCUGCUGCAUAUACUGCAGUUACAUUUUCAUCCUCGGCUCCGGCAACGAGUAACAGCACACAGAAAGAAAACCAAGUGUGUCAGCGGGUUGUGCCUCCCUUGACUUCAAAGGAGCCCUGUAUCCUGAGCCCUCCGUCCCCUCUGAGGCUCACAGAGGUACCUGAACACACUUCAGAUGACUCUUCCACGCAUGCCACCUCCCUCACAUCCUGCGUUACCAAGGGGGUGAGCCCUUGGUCCCUGCCAGAGGAUUGUGACCGAACUCCGUUCACCAUCAUGGAGCCAGGUGGCAUAUCGGCUCUGACUGGCGACUGUUUGAUGCCACAGAGCCGAACCUGCCUGGGUUGCUUUAUUGAAUCAAAAGACAGUGUUGACGCUGAGCCAGGAAUCAGCCUAAAAAUGGGGGAUAUAAACAGGGAUUAUGAUACCUGCUCCAUCUCAGAUAUAGGGAUUCAUUGCAUGAGCACAGGAGAGAGUGCAAGAUAUGGGGAUCAACUGCUUUCUGAUCAGCUCCUAAGCUUCCCCCUGCAUAAAUCAAGGACUGCAGACAAAAGAGACGUGGAGAAAUCUGACAGUGAUUCAGAAGACCCGACUCCAAAAAAUGAUUACGAGGGAUUACUGUUAGACAAAUGCAAUGGGGAUGAGGCUCUGCUAUCAAAUCCCAAUCAGGAUUGGGGCUAUUUUGAGUCCUUUAUUAGUGAAAGUAAAAUCGAACUGCUUGACCUAUGCUCCAAAAAUGAGCUCUCUGUAAACCUUUUUUCCGAGGAGGAUGUGGACAAUUACAUGUUCGAUGAUGACGACUCCACCCUCAGCAGUGACGUGUGCUCUUUAAAGAUCCGCUACGAAUCCUUCCAGGAUAACAUGAGGGAAAAGACCACCGCCCUGCAAGAGGAGACCCAGUUUAACUUCUUCCCCAGUGUCCUUGUCAACUGCACGAAAAAGGAAAAUGGCCCAGUCAAGAAGAACACAGACUCUCAGUUUAAAGCUGAUGAGAUCAGCCUUUGGGGUAGCGAAGACAAAGCUGAUACAAACAAAAGCUGUAACCCUGGUGGCACAGUGCCGUACUUACCCGCUAAAAGAAACCAUUUCUUUGACUCCAACAAUUCUGCUGAAGAUUCAGGGGAAUACAGCGACGAUGACAGUUCAUGCACGGGAUCUUCUUACGACACUUUCAGGGAAGCUAAGGAGUGCAAUAGGUAUUUAUCCAGAGAGAACUCCAGUUCAUCCAGUCAGCUAAACUACGGAUUAAGAGCCAAACGAAAAGUGAGAUACAGUGACGACUACCUGUAUGACGUGGAUUCUAUUGAGAGCGAAAAGAAUGCAGAGAAAAAAGAGCUGCAGCCAUACGGCCCUAAAGAGGAAGAUGAUGACGACUGGUGCCCAAAGAAGAGGCGAAAAUCAUCUCGGAAAGAGCCUCCAGUUAUCAUUAAGUAUAUAAUCAUCAACCGCUUCAAAGGAGAGAAGCACAUGCUGGUAAAACUAGGCAAAAUCGAUCCCACUAACACAACAGUUAGCUUAAACGAUGACCUACUGAACAAAUAUGAAAAAAUGGCUCCCUUAAAAGACUAUUGGGAAAAACAGCAGAUCAGCAGGAACGAUCUGGCUAUCAGAGAUAAACAGCAUUUUCAUAGGAAUGGCUCAGAUCCAUCGUUUAGGCCUAGCCCCCCGAAAAGAAAAUAUAAGAUUGCAAACAGACAUAGGAUUCAAAGAAUUCAAACUGUGGAGCAAUCACCAAACAAGCAGGGCUCUUCUUCUGAUCACAAGCAGGAAAGCCACACUACAGAUGAUGCAGCCCUUCCGGGCAUGCCAUUAACAAUAGCAACCCCCAACUGUGCAAACAGAUUAGACUCGAAUGACAUAACACACACUGGCUCAGAAAAGAGCAGAUCACAAGAAAGCGAAGAUAAGGGAAUUGAAACAAAAAUUGUCCGAAUAAAAAAAUUCAAAAGUGAAGCCAGAUUGAGGAGCAAAAGAAUGAAAGCCAUGCAAGAGGAUAGCAAAAGCAUAACAAACCUAACAGCGAUUUGCCCUGUUUUAGAAAACCAGGACUCUGUAGGCAUGAAGGAUGUUACUAUUCACUGUGCUGCUAGCAGUCCUCAUUUAUCUGAAAGCCACAGUACUGAUGCUGCUGCUGAAAAACCUACUUUUUUACCAGCCACCACCUGCUCGUCUGACAAGCCUGUACCAUCUGCUAACAUUGCUACAAGUGUACCAGUUGUCCCUGGAGGCUAUCUGCAGACGUUGUUAGAUGCAUCUGAUUCAUCAAGUAAUACCGGGAUCUCUUACUUCUCCCAACAUCCCUCUGGGCAGCAUCCUGUCAGUGUUUCCCAUGCGGAAAAGCAGUUCACUUCUCUGCAACUCGCACAGAGUUGUGUGCUCUCUCCACCCUCCGAGUCAGAGCUUCAACAGUCGCCCCACCACCUGGAGAUUGAGCACAACUUUCCUCCCAUGUGGCACACCGAGACCAGCAACAGCCAGCCUUCAUUUACAUCCAAUAUCCCAGAAACUGCUCUGCUGUCAAGCAAUUUCGGGGUGUCUGCUCAAAUGACAGACGACAUGUCUGGAUAUGGCCAGCUAAACCUGAACAGCAACAGACUGCCGUAUCAGAAGAAUUAUUUGCAUGAGCACCCCUUGCAGGCUGACACUGAUUAUCAGGCAUGCCAGGUACCGUGUGGAGAGGGACAUUUUCAGUUUCAGCGAGGCACACUAAAUACAGACGAUGGCAGACUCGUCAGUUUUGAUUCAGUUGGUUCAUUGUCGGCUACUUCUAGCAAUUAUAGCUCUUUAAGUUUAAAGUCCUGCGAUAAGGACAGUGAAGAUGACAUGAAUGAUAACUUCUUAGCCCACUGCAGUCCCAAAUUGGUGAUCCAGCAAAGCAUUGAUGAAAUUAUCCCCCUGAAGGAGUCAACAGACUUGCUGGACAUUUCAAACUUCACUCCUGAUAAGUUCAGACAUUCAUCCCUGUCGGAGAUGUCGCCGCCUGACACGCCAAAUUUGUCUCCUCAAGUUACAGGGCCAGAAAUGAAGUCCAUGGAGAAGGCUAAAGACUUCCAGGAUUCCACUGAAGUCAUUCUGGGCAGCUCUCAGGACGUGAAAUGGAACUGUAAUGUCCUUCAACAGCAGGAACAUCACAACAGCCCAUUCAUGGUUAACAGUCAUAGAUUUCAGUUCCACAUGUUCAAUGAUGAUGAUACGGUUGGUCUGGUUGAGAAAUCCCCCUGCCUGGAAACUUUUGACAAGCAACGAGGUGAAAUCAGCACUAGCAGCACAAAAACUUCAAAAGCAAAAAAGAAAUCCACCCCGAAGCAGACUGGGACUGAUCAGAAGAGCGCAAAGAAAACCAGAAGCCCAAAAGGCAGCAAAACAUCAGAGAAAAGUAAAACUCCUCGACAAGGGUCCAGAUCAAAGAAAGGGAAAAAUGGCACAGAGGAAAAGAAUGCUAAAGCCCAGGCGGGGGAUUGCAAGGCGGCACUGAACGAUCCCAUCACAAUUCACAGCCCUGGCAACUUAAGGCUUUCUAAUGACUGGUCAUUAGGUAAAGACAUCAACAUGAGCUGGUCUGAUCCUAGCAUAGCACAGAAUGCGAAUCUCCUUGACGAUGAUCAACGAGAGUUUGAAGAGCCCUCAAACAUCCUGUCCAACAUCGCUUCUGGAAUGGCUGAGGUCCAGCGGUUCAUGAUGGCCUCUAUCGAGCCAUUGUGGAGCCCUGCAGCAAGUGUUUGCCAGCCCCCGGAAGCCAACAGCCUCAAACUGAAAACCCUCAAAAUCCUUGCCAGCACCCCAGCAGAGUCCAAAAGGAAAGGCGCCAGCAGCAGCGAUUCCCCUGGGGUGAUAAAGAGCCGGAAGUUAUCCACCAAGAGCACAGGCAGCAAAACCCAAGUGAAAUUAAAUGUUUCCAGCCCCCCACUGCCCAGCAUUGCACUGGAUUGUAACGGAGGUACGUUGCCAAGGUGUGUCUUUGAUAAAAGCAUUGCUAAUCUAAGUACUUCAGGCAAUAACGGCCCGCCACAUAAAAAGAUGUAUCGUCAUAAAACAAGCGCAAAAUUUCCAAGGGAUGAAAACAGUAAGGGAAAACGAACAGAACGCGACCAGAAUAAGGACUUAUCAGUGAUGGCCUCUUUAGAAAAACUGAGGGAACCAGACUACAGUUUUCUUAAAGCAGAAAGGGGCCUUUUUGUUUUACAUGUGUUUUUGAAGAAGAUACUAUUUGAUUUUGGAAUGGCAUUAUUUACGUUCUGUCUUUUCUGUGAAAACUGCAAUGCGGGCCUUUUAAAUGAAAACAGUGCCCCUGAGCAGAAUUUCUUUACAUGCCUGGAAUAUGUUGAAUAUAAAGUUUAAAUAUGCUCUUAAGUUCUUUCAAAAGUGAAGUUUUGUUAAACGCUGUUGUACAGAAACAUAUGCACUACUUGCAAAAAAGAAAAACCUGUGCCAAACAAUGAACCAGUGACUGACUGAACAGACAAUUUUAUAUAUCGACGUGAGCAUUUUUCAUGUUUUGAUUUGGGACACGUGAAGGGAAGCAAACAUUCCAGCAAUGUUUUUUCUUUGUUUUGUUUUUUUUUGAGGAAAACCCCCCGUUGAAAAGCACCUGCAGCUGACAGUGGUACAACAACUCACAUUUUACCAAAACCUAAGGACUUUGAUCUUGUCAAUUUUGCCAAAUUUAACUUACCUCAACAUCACCCGGCAUUGUGAAUCUCAAACAAGAAACCAUACUGGGGGCUGACGAAUCUAGUUGUGUGCGCAGAAGGAGGUAACCCGUUGCAUUAAUCCCAUGCAGUUUUAUUGGAUUCUCAAAGAAAUCGUAAAGGCAUCAGAUGCUUGCUUAAACUGAAACCGGGGGGGUAAAUCGAGAUGUGUGAUGCAGCAUUGAUCUACCUGCAGCACAGACUGUGGGUGGCCUUUUUGACUCCUGCCUACUGAGAACUGAAUGUACUAUUCCAAUGUGAAUUGUUAUUUUUAAAAAAAACAUAAUAAACAGAGGUACCACUGUUGAGCUGCUGCUAAUUAAUGGUGCUAAAGAAAACCACUUCUCCGGAGGAAAAAAAAAACACAGCUUGUGCCCUUUUUAAGAAUGUACGAGAAGUGAUUGUUUGAUGUACUUUGGUUUUGACAUUCAUUGGAAAUACAUUUUGCCUUUUUUCUUCUUUUCUUUAAAAAAUAAGCUUUAUAAAUAUCUUGUUCCUAGAGGGAUUCUUAAUUAAGGAACUCUUAAAUGACAUCUUGCAAAAUCUUGUAUAUUUUUCAGUGUGCCAAUUUGUAAGAUAUUUUGUAAGUGUAUAUUUUUCUUAGAAAGUGCUGUGAAGUUUUUGUGUGUGUGCGUGUGGGUACCCUUUUUUGCGCCUCAGGGUGUUUAUAAAAGGUUGCAUAAUGACAAGUUUCUGGUUUUAAAAACCAAAAUACAGAGAGGAAAAAAAUCAACUGAAAAUCUUUUUGUCUGGAAUUUUGUAAUAAGACCAAUCUUGUGAGAGUGUAGUGCUAUGGUGUAAAAAAAAAAUAUACAAAAAAAAAGAUACAACACAAAUUUGUGAACUCUUUGCUGUUUUAUAGGUUUUCAUGUAAAUUAUUCUAGUAUUAUUUUGUUUUGUUGUAAUUGUUGCAAAGGUUUUAAAUAUUUGUGAUUAAGCCUGUGCAGUGAAAAUGUAAUAUUGUUAACUUGCUGAGUUUUGUAAUAAUGUUUAUGGAAUAAAUAUAAAAAUAAAAAGGAGCUUUUGAAGGCUACUUUCAAACAGGCUGAAAUAUUUUCUUCAUUACUUUGUUGUAAAAAUUGUUCUGUAGUGUUCUAAAAAAAAAAGGAAGAAUGCAGCAUUUAUGAUGAUUAAACUGUAUUUUAAACCACUGA
Messenger RNA from Acipenser ruthenus (sterlet), 6962 nucleotides. RefSeq names its product neurite extension and migration factor-like. The record is from RefSeq and is a predicted model, not a curated record. Lineage: Eukaryota; Metazoa; Chordata; Actinopteri; Acipenseriformes; Acipenseridae. Gene Ontology annotation, cellular component: nucleus. Gene Ontology annotation, biological process: negative regulation of cell-cell adhesion mediated by cadherin; negative regulation of cell adhesion mediated by integrin; negative regulation of cell-matrix adhesion. The transcript has 5 exons. The coding region runs from base 1010 to 5458 and encodes 1482 amino acids.